This is a messenger RNA of Melanaphis sacchari, 2450 nucleotides long. RefSeq names its product BCL-6 corepressor-like protein 1. Bases 135 to 2237 code for a protein of 700 amino acids. The record is from RefSeq and is a predicted model, not a curated record. NCBI's taxonomy places the organism in Eukaryota, Metazoa, Arthropoda, Insecta, Hemiptera, Aphididae. The transcript has 4 exons.
UGGACCACACAAGAUCCACCGACCAGUGCGAGGUAUACCUGAAGCACACAACAUUGCUAUAACCAAAUCCCCGAAGCCACGACUAGGUUUCGUGUACUACGCCUAUUGAAGCACGCGGUGAAAACAACUCAAACAUGCAGCAAUUCUGGAUUUCGAUAUUGUUGGUGAGUGUCGGCGCGUCCUUAGUCUGCGCCGAUGCCGUGAAGGCCGCCGCCGCCGCCGAGAAGCCAACAGAAAAGAAGCAAGGCAAACGAGGUCUCUGGGGUUUGGGCUAUGGAUACGGCGGACACAGCGAAUGGGACGGUCUGUCCAACUACGGUCUGUUAGGUUCGGACCACAGCUAUGGACACAUCAGCUCUGUGCACGUCACCAAAGAGGUGCCAGUCAUCGUUGAUCGACCGAUUGUCGUUCCAGUCGAGAAACACGUGCCAUACCCAGUAGCCGUCGAGAAACCCGUGCCAUAUCCCGUGCACAUCGAGAAACAUGUCCCGGUGCCCGUAGACCGUCCUGUGCCAUAUCCGGUCAAAGUACCCGUCAAGAUCCCGGUUGCCCAUCCUGUGCCCUAUCCGGUGUACGUACAACAGCACUUGCCCGUCUACGUCAAGGAACACCACGGCCAUGGUUACGGUACCUACGACUUCGGUCACGACCAUGGUUACGGCUUUAGCAGCAGUUACUGUCAUAUGGAUGAUUACGGACGAUUAACUAAGUCAGAGGGGAGUAAUGAAAAAACAGUACCGGUAUCUCAGCAGAAUUAUAAAAACCCUAGCGAACCACUGUUUGGUAUCAGUUGUAUCAGUGGAAAUCAUACAGAUACCAUCAUAACCAUCAUCAUGAAAUUCUUCAAGGCUUGUGUUGUCGGUUUGGCUUUAAUAGCUCACUGUUUCGCUGAGGAUGCAAAAACCGAUAACAAACAGACCAACAAGAGGAGCUUAGGUGUUUCGUCGUACGGAUUCUCCGGUCUGUCCGGAUACGGCUCCGGUCUGUCCGGAUACGGCUCCGGUUUGCCCUCAUACUCGCCGGGCAUCGGCCUCGCCUCCCCCAUCAGCCACUCAUAUGCCGCUCCCUCGAGCUACGGAUACGCCGCCCCAGCUAGUGUCGCAUACUCUGCCCCGAUCGGUCUUGGAUACGCUUCCUCCGCUGGACUCGGAUACGGUUCUUCAGCUGGUCUCGGAUACUCCGCCCCGAUCGGUCUCGGUUACGCCGCUUCUUCCGGUUACGGAAUAGCUGCAGCGCCGUCUUUCGGUUAUGGUAGUAUCUCAGCCGCUUCUGCCGUGCCAACCAGAGUCAGUACUUCCAACCACGUCGUGUCCGUGUCCGUACCACAGCCAUACGCCGUCCCAGUGACCCGCCACGUGCCCGUGCCGGUCGCACAACCCGUGCCAGUGUCUGUACCCAGAGCCGUCCCCGUCAGCGUACCUCAUCCAGUGCCCGUCACCGUGAACAAACCAUACCCAGUCGACGUUCCCAGGGCCGUUCCAGUCAGUGUACCACACCCAGUCCCAGUCCCCGUUAGCAGACCAGUGCCAUACUCAGUGCCACAACCGUACCCAGUAGAAAUCCAACAAGCUGUCCCAUACUCCGUCCCGACCCCAGUCGUCGCACCAGCUCCAGUCUCGUACGCCGUCGCCGCUCCAGCACCAGCAACUUACGCCGUCGCCGCUCCAGCCCCAGCAAUCGGCAUUGCCUCCGCCCCAGCAAUUGGCAUCGCCUCCGCCCCAGCUUACGCAUCUGAAUCUUAUGCCGCACCAGCAGCUAGCAUCGCUUUGAGCUCACCGUCUUACGCUUCUGAGUCGUACAGCGCCGCCGCACCGUCUUACUCUUCUGCGUCUUACAGCGCCUCCGUUCCAUCAUAUUCAUCAGCGUCGUACAGCGCCUCCGCUCCAUCAUACUCAUCAGCGUCUUACAGCGCACCAGCCCCAUCAUACUCUUCCGCGUCUUACAGCGCCUCCGCUCCAUCAUACUCUUCCGCGUCUUACAGCGCCUCCGCUCCAUCAUACUCUUCCGCGUCUUACAGCGCCUCCGCUCCAUCAUACUCUUCCGCGUCUUACAGCGCCUCCGCUCCAUCAUACUCGUCGUCGUCUUAUAGCGCACCCGCUCCAUCCUACUCGUCGGCUUCGUCCGAUUACUCCAGUAUCCAGUCCGGCAGCGGAUACAGUUCAUCGUCAGGCAUCAGUUCCUCGUACGGACCACCGUCGACAAGCUACUCCGGCAGCAGCGGAUACAAGAAGUAUUAAAUCGUUCACUAUCCUCGAUUUGCGUCAGGACGUACGAACUCUAUUAGUUAGGUGUUCGUAAUACUUUAAAACUUUUUUUUAUAAAGUAUAUUAUACUUAUGAUGUAGAUAUACUGCUUGUUAAUGUUUUGUACUUUCACAACUUUUCAUACAUUUGUUAUGUUAAUUUGAAUUCAUCGUGUCAUUUAUUAAAUAAAAAUAAAUACGACUGAAA